This is a messenger RNA of Ricinus communis (castor bean), 1758 nucleotides long. RefSeq names its product protein NEOXANTHIN-DEFICIENT 1. The coding region runs from base 683 to 1588 and encodes 301 amino acids. The record is from RefSeq and is a predicted model, not a curated record. Lineage: Eukaryota; Viridiplantae; Streptophyta; Magnoliopsida; Malpighiales; Euphorbiaceae. The transcript is spliced from 10 exons.
UCUGCUGCUUCUGAUUGCUUAGCUCACUUACAUACCUGCCCUGCCUCUCCCCCCUCCCCUCUCUCUCUCUCUCUCUCUCUUCCAUAAAUUCUGUAACUUCCACACUUUCCACAUUAACUGCACUGAAUUUCUAACAACUUUAUGUAAGCUCACACUUCUCUAGUUAGCUUUUCCACCCAAAACACUUCCAGCCACUUCUCCGAGUUAAAAAGGUUUUUCUUCUAUGUGUGUUCGAUUAAUUCAUUUUGUUCAUAUUUCUUUCUUUCUUCCACUAAUCUCCCAUUUGGUUCAAUUUACAAUUAUUUUUUAAUCGUUACUCUCUUCUCUCUGCAUGUUUUCGUAAGUUAAAGCAUCUGGGUUUUCAUGUCUCAGUUUUCUUGACUCUCAUAUAGGGGGGCAUCUUUACGAAUAUGUAAGUAGCAUUCUAAAGACAGUCCAAAAAUCUAUCUGCUUCAGAAUGUUCAUGCAGGAUCAAUUCUUGAUGCAGAACUUGAGUAGACCACUUUUGUUCAAAUUUUCAAGAUUCCCUUCUAUUGCAAGCUUUCAGAAUUUGCGAUAUGACACCAUAGGGAAAUGCAGAAUGCACAGAUCUGCUAAUAAUUUAUAGAAUUUCUUAACAGUCAAAUAAAAAAAGGGAAGUUGCUGCAUUUCGUUGAGGAAUUUUGUCUUGGAGUUUGAAAUCAUGAAAGUUGCAGAGACAAAAAGUUCGCAGGGCUACGGCAAAGCUCCUUGGAUAUUUAAAGGCAGUGCCUUGUACCAGCUUCAUCUUGUGAAAGCAGAAACAGCUAGAGCAUUCAUUCCAAAAGAAUUCAGAUUAGUCGAAGCUUUUGGCUACACUCUUGGUGGCUUUUUUCUUGCCAACUAUGAAGACAGUCCAGCUGGGGCAUUUGAUGAGCUAGUGGUGAUUGCAGGAAUCGUGUGGAACCCGCCAACAUCUUGCGCAUGGGCAGCCAGGGUGCUUGUCAGCAGUGAUGAUGCUUGUGAUCAUGGACGAAAGGAAGUAGGGCUUCCAAGUCAUGUUGCCAGGUUUUCAAAGAGAAACGCAACAAUUGCAAGGCAGAGAACAAGUAAAUAUAAUCACUUCCUCGACCCAUUUGGUUUGGGAACUGCACUCUCUAGACCUGAUGAUCGCAUGGAUGUUCAAGUCACUGAAAUUAACGGUGCUUCUACAACAAACAUCUGUAAUAUCAACCUUGCAACUGCUGUUCCUGGGAUUAAGUGGAUGGGCCCAGCAAUUAAAAUGUCACUACCAAGUUUUAGCGGCCGCACAGAGCAUAAUCCUAACCUUCUGAAGUAUUCAUGCAAUAUUGAGUGCAGGGUGCGAGCAGUGAGGCCAGCAGAAAUAUCAGUGCCAUUUCCAGCAUCAAAGCAUAGAACAGAGGAAUCUCUGGGUCACCAUAAUUGCAAAAUUGCAGAUUCUGUUACUGGAGAAAUCCUGGAUAAUGGUCAGAACUUGAGCUUAUCUGUGAUGUUAUCAAGACCCAUAUUGGCUUUGGAGUUCAAUUAUCUGAAAAUGCAGGUUGAAGCCCCAAGUCCAGUUUCCCACUGCUCGAAAAGUUCUUGCAGGACCUCUUUAGGAGUUUCUUGACAGCAUUGCCCUUUUUUUAUUCUUUAUUUUCCCUUUACUUUACUACAAGAUAGCCACCAUAUGCUGAUUUUAAACAUUCACGAUUUUUGUAGUUUCUGUGACGAUUACUUCAUUUAGGAUGGGAAGAACAAGCACAUACUCUUCCACUGAAAAUUUACAAAAUUUUUCUA